AUGGCUCAACAGGAACAACUGUCUUCGUUGAUCGAGACAUGGCUGCAGUGGGAUCAGGUACCUCGUCAACCCCUCGAAUCCCUCCAGAGAUUGGGUGGCGCUCAAUUCGUACUUCGUGUGGAGAUUGAAAAACUGCGUGAUGUGGGCGAUACGAAAGAGUUGGAGCUGCGCUUGCGGAAUCGCAUUGAAUUCGGUACUGCGGGCUUGCGAGGUCGCAUGGCUGCUGGUUUCUCCUACAUGAACUGCCUGACGGUCAUUCAGGCCUCGCAAGGACUUGCCAAGCACGUUCAAAGUAAAGGGCGAGAAUUCGCUUCCAAGGGGGUCAUCAUUGGACAUGAUGCGCGCCAUCAGUCCGACCGAUUUGCUGAAUUAGCUGCCAAUGCCUUUGUCGCGCUGCAAAUCCCGGUCAAAUUUGUGAGGGAGUCGGCACCCACUCCCCUUGUUGCCUUUGGGGUGAAACACUUCGAGGCGGCGGCAGGUGUGGUAGUCACUGCAAGCCACAACCCGCCUCAGGAUAAUGGCUACAAAGUUUAUUCCAGCAAUGGCGCUCAAAUUAAUCGCCCCGAGGAUGCUGAGAUUGCGCAAUCCAUCCUUGAAAACUUGACGCCAUGGCCCGAGGCCUGGGAGGAGGGCCGGCACUCGAGCGAGUACUUCACGGAGGAGGCUCUCCACGAGAUUCUGGAGCCUUUCCAACGUCGUGUCAAAGAAUAUGCAGUCUCAACCGUGCCUGAAAUUUACCCCAUUCGGCCAUUCGUUUACACUCCCAUGCACGGGGUGGGCGCGAUCCGAAUCGACCCUUUGAUGAAUUCGAUGGGCAUGCAAUCAGGCCAAGAGUAUAUGAUUGUUCCUCAGCAAGCUCAGCCGGAUCCCAAUUUCUCCACUGUAAAAUUCCCCAACCCAGAGGAAGCAGGAGCGUUGGACCUUGCCAUUCAAGUUGCGGACGAACAAAACCAGACAUUGAUCUUCGCUAACGAUCCUGACGCGGAUCGCUUUGCCGUGGCUGAAAAAGUCGAUGGUAAAUGGUUUUUGCUCACUGGGAAUCACGUCGGUGCUCUUUUCGCCUCGCAUCUGUUUGAUACCAUUGACUCGACCCAAAAUGCGUCAAAGAUCAGCGUAUUGACCACAACGGUAUCUAGUGGCAUGCUUCAGAAGAUGGCUGAAUCUAAGGGCAUUCAUUUCAAAGAGACCCUUACCGGCUUCAAGUGGAUGGGCAACGUGGCGCGAGACCUCGAAAAGACGGGCCAGACAGUGUUGUUCGCUUAUGAAGAGGCCCUCGGCUACAUGUUCCCGGCCGUGAGCUAUGACAAGGACGGAGUCACCGCGCUCUCAGUCUUCGCCAUGGCGGCCGCCAAAUGGAAAGCUCAGGGCUUAACCGUGUUCGGCAAACUGCAACAGCUCUUUGUCGAGUACGGCCACCAUGAGACUUUGAACAAUUACUUCCGAUCCUCCAGCCCUCAGCAGACCAUUGAGCUCUUCCGCGGCAUCAGGAGUGGCCCCUUCCUGCAGCAGAUGCAAUUCGGCAACUUCAAGAUUCUGCGAUGGAGAGAUCUGACUGAAGGCUUUGACACUGCGUCGUCCGAUCACAAGCCCGAUCUACCUGAGGAUCCCACCAGCCAAAUGAUUACACUUUGGUUGGAGGGCGGACUGCGCUUUACGUUGCGAGGGUCGGGGACUGAGCCCAAAGUUAAAUUUUACAUCGAAUGCUGCAGCGAUUCUCGCGAGGAUGCUGUCAAAUCGGUGUGUGAGGCCUUUUUCACCAUCUUGAAAGAGUGGGUCCAGCAAUACGCCCCUUCGAUGGCAUACAGCAAUGAGCUUUCCACCUCAUCCGGGUCCACUCUGCUCGUGGACAAGCAGUCAAUCUCUGUCUGA
Penicillium oxalicum is the source of this 1869-nucleotide messenger RNA. RefSeq names its product phosphoribomutase PRM15. Lineage: Eukaryota; Fungi; Ascomycota; Eurotiomycetes; Eurotiales; Aspergillaceae. Gene Ontology annotation, molecular function: magnesium ion binding; phosphopentomutase activity. The transcript is spliced from 10 exons. Gene Ontology annotation, biological process: purine ribonucleoside salvage; carbohydrate metabolic process. The record is from RefSeq and is a predicted model, not a curated record. Bases 1 to 1869 code for a protein of 622 amino acids.